This is a messenger RNA of Cynocephalus volans (Philippine flying lemur), 7244 nucleotides long. It is a transcript of the gene ZNF445, whose product is annotated as zinc finger protein 445. Gene Ontology annotation, biological process: regulation of DNA-templated transcription. The record is from RefSeq and is a predicted model, not a curated record. The transcript has 7 exons. NCBI's taxonomy places the organism in Eukaryota, Metazoa, Chordata, Mammalia, Dermoptera, Cynocephalidae. Bases 513 to 3569 code for a protein of 1018 amino acids.
AGCAGGCGGCGGCGGUGCUAGGGCCGUCCGUCUGGUGGCUGCGGCGGGAGUCGGUGAGCGGCCCGGCGAGGUGCGGGGCGGUGAGGUCGGCUGAGCGGGCGCGGGGCUUCCAGAGGGCGGCGGAGGCCCUCGGCCCUGCCCGGGGCGGCGGGCGGGCGGGGUCCGGCCUCUAGGCUGCGCCCCGGGCAUGUGGUCUGGCCACGGAUCCCCGCCAUGGUGAAGGUUUACCGGGAACCUCUUUGCCACCUGGGCGUCCGGGUGCAGAGAAUUUGGAGUUCUGGUUUCUCCGGACUUUAUCUUUUCACCCUAUUGUGCAAACAAAGCGUAUUCAUUAGAGACGGUUAGAUAAGACAGGAAUGUUGGUUAUUUCAGUCUCUUGCCAGUGACUUCUGAUUUCCCAGCAAAUGGCAUUGUCCACUGCAGUGCAAAGAAGAUACUCCCAAGGACCCAGCAGUGACACAGCUACGACAGACUUAUUUCGUGAUCUGCUGGGUAGACCCUGAACAGGAGCAAUGCCUCCAGGAAGGUGGUAUGCUGUUCGUUCAGCUCAGGCCCAGACUUCGAGGGAGCGAGGGCGCCUUCAGAUGGUUAAGAAGGAAGAAGAGGAUGAAGGCUACACUUCAUUGCAGGCUGCCAGGCCACAGACACUCAACCGUCCUGGCCAGGAGCUGUUCCGUCAGCUCUUUAGGCAGCUUCGCUACUAUGAGUCUUCUGGGCCCCUAGAAACUCUGAGCCGGCUUCAAGAGCUCUGCCGCUGGUGGCUGAGGCCCGAUGUUCUCUCCAAGGAGCAGAUGCUGGAGCUGCUGGUGCUGGAGCAGUUCCUGAGCAUCCUGCCUGCGGAGCUCCGGACCUGGGUGCAGCUGCAUCACCCUGAGAGUGGUGGAGAGGCUGUGGCCUUGCUGGAGGAACUGCAGAGGGACCCCGAUGGGGCAUCACAGAGGGACCCAGGCCCUGCCCAGAGCCCAGAUGUGCAUUGGAUGGGUACAGGAGCCCUGCGAUCUGCACAGAUAUGGCCCCCUGCUUCACCUCUCAGCAGCAGCUCUGCCCUGGUGGACCACCUGAAGCCUCCCUGUGAAAUAGAUCCUCUUACUUCCCAAGGGACUGCCCUUUCUCCGAGAGAAGGGUGCCCAGGAAACCAGCUGAUGGUAACCAGUUCCUUGACAGCCCAGCCCCAGGAGGCUAUGACUUUCAAAGAUGUGGAGGUGACCUUCUCCCAGGAUGAAUGGGGAUGGCUGGACCCGGCUCAGAGAAACCUGUACAGGGAUGUGAUGUUGGAGAAUUAUGGGCACGUGGCUUCUCUGGUGGGACCCUUCACCAAACCUGCUGUGAUCUCCUGGUUGGAAGCAAGGGAGCCGUGGGGCCUGAAUGUCCAGGCAUCUCAGCCUAAGAAGAAUCCAGGUGCUGCCCUUAUAGGAGGUGAGCUUCAGAUUAAAACAAACAAGUUCAUCUUAAAUCGGGAAACUUUGGAAGAAGCAGAAACCUUAGCUGUGCCAUCAGGAUGUCUUGUGACAAGUGUUUCUGCAGGAACAGGGCUCAGAGAAUCUUCUGAACAGAACAAGUUGAAGGAGCAAUGUGGAAACCCCAUGCAAGUGAGAGUUAAGAGAGAAAAAAUCGAUUUUAGUCACAGGACAGGAAAAGAAUCUGAAAUAUCAGGAAGAAGUAGUAGUCUUGACCUAAAAUAUGUUACAUAUUUGAGAGUUUCCGGAAGAAAGCUAUCCGUUAAACAUGGCUGUGGCAGACACUUCAGAACAAGUUCACACCACAGUGACUACAAGAAAUAUGGGAAGGGGCUCAGACACAUGAUUGGGGGGUUUAGCCUACAUCAGAGAAUUCAUACUGGACUGAAAGGGGAUGAAAAGGACACAUGUGGAAAAGACUUCAGCCAUCACCAACAUGGGCAGAGUCAUCACAAGGUGAGGAUGUCAUAUAGGUGUGGUGACUGUGGGAAGACCUUCAAUCGUAGCUCCAAUCUUGCAGAUCAUCAGAGACUUCACUCUCAAGAGAAACCGUUUAAAUGUAGGGUGUGUAGGAAGGCCUUCAGGUGGAGCUCCAACUGUGUGCGACAUGAGAAAAUUCACACUGGCGUGAAACCUUAUAAAUGCAGUUUAUGUGAGAAAGCUUUUUGUCGUUUGUCAGCCUGCCAUCAGCACCAGGAAACCCAUGCUAAGAAGAAAUUUCUUGAAUCAAAUCAGUAUGGAGAAGUUCUCUCCUGCAGCUCAGGGUUUGAUCAUCAUCCAGGAGACCAAACUGGGAAGAAACCCUUUGACUGCAGCCAGUGUAGGAAGUCAUUCCACUGUAAAUCAUACAUUCUUAAACACCAAAGGGUUCACACCCAGGAGAAACCCUAUAAAUGUACCAAAUGUAGGAAAACCUUUAGGUGGAGGUCAAACUUUAAUCGUCAUAUGAGGUUGCACCAGGAGGAGAAGUUCUACGAACGAGGAAAAUGUCAAGAAGACUUCAGGCAGACUCCCAACUGCAGUCAGCCCCAGGGUGCCCCCACUGUGGAGAAAAGAUUUCUGUGUCAGCAGUGUGGGAAAACCUUCACUAGAAAGAAAACCCUCACUGAUCAUCAGAGGGUUCACACAGGUGAAAAACCAUACCGAUGCAGCGAAUGUGCAAAAGAGUUUACCUACAGGUCAGCCUUUAUUGUCCAUAAGAAGCAGCAUGCAAUGAAAAGAAAGGUUGAGGGUGGACCAUCUUUUGGUCAGGACAGAGUGUUCCAAGUUCCUCAGAGCAGUCACACCACAGAAGAGCACUACAAAUGUAGCCAGUGUGGCAAAACCUUCCGUCAUCGCUCAUUCCUACUCCUCCAUGAAAGAGUUCACACUGGAGAGAAGCCUUAUAAGUGCAGGGAGUGUGGGAAAGCCUUCAGAUGGCGCUCCAAUCUCUACCGACAUCAGAAGCUUCACUCUUGGCAAAAACAGUAUGAGUGUCAUGAAACUGAGAACACUCCAGAUCCACAGUCAAAAGUCCUCACUGAUGGAAAACGUUUUUGGUGUCAAGAAUGUGGGAAAACCUUUACACGUAAAAGAACUCUUUUAGAUCAUAAGGGAAUACAUAGUGGAGAGAAGCGCUAUAAAUGUAAUCUGUGUGGGAAAUCUUAUGAUAGAAAUUAUCGCCUUGUUAAUCAUCAGAGAAUACAUACUGAUGAGAGACCUUUUAAAUGCCAGUGGUGUGGGAAAGAUUUCAUUGGGAGAGACACCCUUUCUAAUCACCUGAGAAAACACAGUGGAGCGGCACAGUCUGAAUGCAGUCUACCUGAGUUGUCUUCCUGUCAGGACACAAGGUUCAGUUUACGGGAAUUAAAACCAAGUGGGGGUAAGCCCCUUGAAGAUUGUAAGCAAGCUUGUGAUCAGAGCUCCAGGCUACCCAGACUCCAGGACAUACCCACUGAGGAAAAGUGCCACAAAUGUAGCAUAUGUGGGAAAACAUUUAAUAAGCGUUCACAACUCAUUAGCCACAAGAGAUUCCAUACUCGAGAGAGGCCCUUUGAAUGCAGAGAGUGUGGGAAGACCUUCCGAUGGUCUUCAAAUUUGUCUCGACAUUUGAAAAACCAUCUUACAGAUUAGCCUGGGACCUGACGACGACGGAGGCAUGGGAAGUGGUUCCUAGCUGCCCUGCUAGAGAACCCUUAAUGGUAGGCAGUGAGGGGAGAGCCUUCACAAAGGGCCCAGCCCUUUCUGUUUUGGAAGCUUGGUGGCAGGGAAUCCUGAGGAUCUAAAAGUUCAGGGAGUCCCCAGCUUACCUGCUGGAAAAUGGUACUGGGCAAGAGCAGCAGCAUGUUCUUUGGCCCUUCUGGAGGCUCCAGCCCCUAGGAUUGGCCUUUGCACAAUAACCUGGGGCUCCCCCAGCCAGGUCUCCUUCUACAACUCAGAGAGAUGAUUGCCCUUUGUGACUGGACGAAAUGUCUGGCAUGGUGGGCUGUGGCUGCUGGGAAGGGGCCAGUUGGAUCCAAAGUUUCUUUUUGAGUUUGGCCUGUGGUGGUGCCUGUUCUGUUGACUUUAAAAGUACAGCAGCAGCAGCAGCAGCAGCAGCAGCAACAUCAAGAACUCCUAAUCUCUUCAGAUGCCUCCUAGUCUCUCCAGAUGUUCUGCCUGGAGCUUCAGCCUUCAUAGCUGGCUUUUGGAUAUCUGCCAGGGGGUUAGAGUUUUCUCAGCAGCAGGUGGAGAACAGGAUGCUGGCUCAGUCAUUUGGCACUGGAGCUCUACUGGUACCCCAUCUCCUUGGCCAUCUGUUCAGCAGAAUUGUACUGAGCACCUCCCAUAUGCCAGGCACUGGUGUGUGUACCAGAAACCCAGCAGUGACUGAAACAGACAAAAAUCCUGCUGUCUUGGUUCUUUACAGAUGAUAAACAAAUGAGAUAUAUAGUAUUCUGGAUGGUGAUGUGUGUCAUGGACAAAGUAAAUCAGAGAAGAGUGAGAGGGGGUGCAAGAUUGGGAGGUGGGUUGUGAUUUUAAAUUGGCUGGUCAGUGAGGGCCUCAACUGAGAGGGUGAAAUUUGAACAAAGACCUGAAGGAGGUCAGGGAGUGUGCCAUGUGUAUUUCUAGAGAGAGUUGCAGGCAGAGGAGGUGCAGUCUUGUCUGGUGUCCCUAGGGAAUAGCAAGGGGGCCCCUGGGGGAGAGUGGAGUGAGCCAGCUCGAAAAGGAGGAGAGGGGGUCAGAGAGGAGACAGGCCAGGCUGUGUGAGCAUCACAGGCCAUCCCUAAGGCUUGGGCAACCUCAGGGAGGUAGGGAGCUUUUGAACAGUUUUGAGUUGAGGAGUGAUAUGACCUGAAUCUGAAUAAAAUUUUAUAAGCGUUAACCACAGUCCCAAGAAUUCAGAAAAAUGGUAUGGCUGAAAGAUUUUUAUGCAGUUAUCUCUGCUGCCAGUUUCUGUGAAUGGGACUCCCCAUUUCUGAAUUUUCUGUUGAGUCCUCCAUCCCUCAGCAGAUGUAAAUACUGCAUUUAGAUCUCUAGUCUCUGCACACUGCAGGCACCCUCUCACCUUCAUGUAGCCCUCCAUGUGUAGGGUCUGGCACUGGCAUUAGGUUUAACCCAAAGGUACCAGUGCACAUGCCUGCUGCCCUCAGAAGAAAAGGUGGCCUGGUGGGGAGGUGCCCCCAUCUCACUUGCCAACCCACUUGUGUUGAAGACAAGAGACAUCUCAGUGAUAUAAAGUAAAGGAGUGAUAUUUCUAAAGUUUAUGUAAGUAAUCAUUGUUUCUGAUUAUUGAAUAGCUCAGAUUGUAAACGUAAGGAUAAAAUGUCUCAAUAGUAGAACAACAACUCAGACUGUACUUUACUGCUGUGAAUAGGGACAUACUCGUGGAGCAGGGUGUUUCUUGGAAUGAGAUGAAACCAACCUGGAAAUGUCUUUUUCAAUAGAGUGCCGAGUAAUCUUAUCCUCUGGAUUGCCAUGGGCAGUUGAAAAUGAAGGUUCUGAUAUUGUAUGGUGGUGUCUUACGGGAUGGGUAGAAGGUGGAGCAGGCUCCUCCUGUUGAUGUUCUGGUGCCCAUCCAGCGUUGUACGUGGGAAGGUUUGGCAGUGCCAUCCUCUUGCCUACCUACAGUAGCAGCUGCCCACGGGCUAGAAUCAGGUGUCCCUUCACUGAUACAAUUCCUAAAACUGGCACUAGAAGUGGCUGGGUAUGGGCCAGAGUUCUGUGUGCUUAGGGGCCAGGGUAAUGGGAAGGGCUUGGAAUCAUCAGAUCUGGGUUCCAGGUCUGGUGUGCCUUUUCAUGAUGAUCUUGGGCAAACCAUUGAACCUCUGCAUUGAUUUCUUCAUGUGUAUAAAAUUAAGAGUACCUGGCUGGGCUGUUUGACUCCUGGGAUUCAUAAAAGAGGGUUUGGUUUACUAAGGCUCUGGGUUAGGUGUUGACCUCUAGGACCAGAGUCCUCACAGAGGUGCCGUUCCCAUGUCAGUUGGUGCCACAAUCAUAGAAAUACCUUUACUAAUACCAUAUUUUCAUUCCCCCACUCCCUGUGCAUUUGGCACCUCAUAAAGUUCCUGCCUUGUUUUUGUUGCCAUUUUUUGUAGAAUGAGAUAUACUUAUCUUUAGACAUUCCAAUCAAAUUUUUAAAUGUACAAAAGAUGAAAUAGAAGUCCUUUCUAUACUGAAUAUUAAUUAACAACUAAUAUUUUGGGAUUGUACUGAUGCAGUCUGUUCAAUAACCUGAGUUUUCAGAUAAUCUUAGUUCUAUAAGUAACAUAUGAUUAUUAUAGAAAUAUUAGUAAAUACAGAUUAAUUAAAAGAAGAAAAAGGUAAAAAUCUGACUACUUGGAGCUAACUGCUAAACAUUUUGGUGUAAUCAGUGUAGGCUUUGAUUUCACCACCCCUCCCUGAGCACUCCUGGACUGUCCUGCCUUGUGCUGCCUCCCUUCACUUGAGUACCACACCUCUGUCUGUGCCAGUUCAGGUCUUCAAUCUCCAAGGCCAGGCCUGACCUGACACUCAUCCCUCUAAGCCCUCUCCCCCGGCCCCACCUCUCCUGGUGCCUGUAUCUGGUCCUGUUAGGUGUUGUCUGUGUGUUGUCUGGGUUACCAGCUAUGCCCAUCACCACAGCUAGACCAAACACUGUGGGGGCCAGGGUUGGGUGCUUGUUUAUCUGUUUGCCAUGCAGAGGAGAUUUUGCACAAAGUUGCCUUUUAAGGAAGCUAGAACUGAAUUUAGUUCAGCUAAGUCAAGGCUGGGGUUUUUUGAAGGGGCCUUGGAGUGAAAUGUUGACUGGAAGCCACCACAAGCACACACCUGCUAGUUAGGCACCCAGCUGUGGGUGGUUCUGAGCUGCAUGGCUCCGUUCAGUUUCUGGUUGCCCCAGCCACCAUUCUCAUUUUGUACCCCCAUCUUGGCCUGGAGAAUAUGCUUCUUCCAACCCUGCCUGCCUAUUCUCCACCUAACUUGUGUUUCACUUUUUCUGUAAAAUGGGAUAGUAGUACCAAUCUCACUGGGUGAUUGGGGUGGGGGUACAGUCAGUGAAAUAAUGCAUGUAAAGCUCUUAGGAUAGUCUCUGGCAUGUGAGCAUUGUUGGCAUAUAAAUAGUGUUGUUACUGUUUUGCAGUCGUCUGUUUUCUGUGGGUUGAAAUGACAUGAAGUGAGAGUAUAAAAUCAUGUACUGAAAUGACAUAUGCAAGUCUCUGCUCUGCCUUUCCAGGGCAGGAGAUGUUGAUGGAAUCAGGGAGGGCACACGGGGGCUUCAGUGGUUUUUUUUUUUCUUUCCAAAAAUUGAUGCAGAUGCAUCACAACAUUAAGAUUCAACAGGAUAAUGUG